Astrephomene gubernaculifera is the source of this 3293-nucleotide messenger RNA. NCBI's taxonomy places the organism in Eukaryota, Viridiplantae, Chlorophyta, Chlorophyceae, Chlamydomonadales, Astrephomenaceae. The record is from the annotation of a GenBank genome assembly.
CGACACUCACUUGCUUGUGUUAUGCACCCUACCCAACAUGGCCGCGAUCGCAGCCCCUAGAUUAUUGAGGGCUGUCCCGAUCGUGGUGUUGUGCUCCCUUCUGCUCCACUCUACCCAACACGUACUAGCUUUUAAGGAGCACGAGUUUAAGAAAUGCGCACAAACUAGCUUCUGCAGCAGGAAUCGCAAUGUGCCACAGGGGGCCAAUUUCGAGAUUAUCCCCGCAUCUAUCAGUCUAAACACCGCCACGCUUACGGCUACGCUUCUCAACAAGCCGUACGGGAAACACCUUCAGCUUACGUUGACGUCGCACGCUGAUGGGUUCGUUCGCCUCAUGGUGGAUGAGUCUCCCAGCGUAGGUCGCUACCAGGUGCCGUCAGAUAUCCUGAUCUCAGGAUGGGAGAACAAAAAGCAAGGCUUCACGGAAAACUCCCGAACAGCUUCUUCCAUUACGCUGACAACGGGUGAAACUAAGCUGGAGCUCAACUUCCAGCCCUUCACCCUUGCGAUCACCGUUAAGGGCCAGCCAGCUCUCCAGAUCAACAGCCGGAACUUGUUCAACUUUGAGCACCGCCGGCAAAAGCAGGACAGCGACCCCGCCGGCUACUGGGAGGAGAGCUGGGGCGGCCACACCGACUCCAAGCCCAAGGGCCCCGAGGCGCUCUCCCUGGACCUGGUGUUCCCCGGCUUCCAACACGUGUACGGCAUACCGGAGCGCGCCACCAGCCUCAGCCUGCGGGCCACCAAUGGUGCCGCCCCCUACGGCGAGCCGUACCGGCUGUACAACCUGGACGUGUUUGAGUACCUGGACGACCACCCCUUCGGGCUGUACGGCAGCAUCCCCAUGAUGCUGGCACACAAGAAGGGCCUUACGCUGGGGGUGCUCUGGCUCAACUCCGCGGAGAUGUUCGUUGACGUGGUGAAGGAGCGCGGCCAGGUGGGCAGCCAGUGGGUGGCGGAGAGCGGCAUCGUGGACCUCUUCGUCUUCACCGCAGGCAGCCCCGCGGGGGUGCUGGCGGCCUACGCGCGGCUGGCGGGGCCCUCCGCCAUGCCGCAGCUCUUCUCGCUGGGCUACCACCAGUGCAGGUGGAACUACAAGGACGAGGCGGACGUGAAGGCGGUGGACGCGGGCUUCGACACCCAUGACAUCCCCUACGAUGUGCUCUGGCUGGACAUCGAGCACACCAACGGCAAGAGGUACCUCACCUGGGAUAGCUCGCUCUUCCCCUCGCCCGCGCCCAUGCAGCUCGACCUCGCCUCCCGCGGCCGCCGCAUGGUGACCAUCGUGGACCCGCACGUCAAGCGCGACCCGGGCUACUACGUCUUCGCGGAGGCGGAGGCGGCGGGGCACUACGUCAAGAACAAGUACAACACAGACUUUGACGGCUGGUGCUGGCCCGGCUCCUCCAGCUACCUGGACGUCACCAGCCCGGCGGUGCGGCAAUGGUGGGCGCAGCAGUUCACACUGGACCGCUACUCCGGCUCCACACCGCACCUCUACAUCUGGAACGACAUGAACGAGCCGUCGGUGUUCAAUGGACCCGAGAUCACCAUGCCCAAGGACAACCUGCAUGCGGGCGGUGUGGAGCACCGCGACACGCACAACCUGUACGGCGUCUACUACCACAUGGCCACCGCGGAGGGGCUGCAGCUGCGGGGGCAGCAGGCGGACCCGCAGGACGGGGACAGGCCCUUCGUGCUGUCGCGAGCAUUCUUCACGGGCACCCAGCGUGUGGGCCCCAUCUGGACGGGCGACAACGCGGCCCAGUGGAGCCACCUGCGCGUGUCGGUGCCCAUGGUGCUGUCGCUGGGGCUGGCGGGGCUGCCCAACGUGGGGGCGGAUGUGGGCGGCUUCUUCGGCAACCCGGAUGCGGAGCUGCUCACAAGGUGGUACCAGCUGGGCGCCUACUACCCCUUCUUCCGAGGCCACGCGCACCUGGAGACGCAGCGCCGCGAGCCCUGGCUGUUCGGCCCCGAGGCCACCGCCCGCAUCCGCGCCGCCAUCCGCACGCGCUACAGCCUGCUGCCGUACAUCUACACGCUCUUCCGCGCCGCCAACACCAGCGGGCAGCCCAUCCUGCGGCCGCUGUGGUUCGAGUUCCCGGAGCAUGAGGAGCUGUUUGCGGUGGACGAGGAGUUCCUGGCCGGCCCCGCCAUGCUGGUGAAGCCGGUGGUGGCGCCGGGGGUGGGCCAGGUGGAGGUGACGCUGCCGGGCGGGGCCAGGUGGUACGACGCGGCCACGGGGGCGCUGGUGCCGCCCGCCGCCAAGACGAAGAGCCACCGGGUGCAGGUCACCCUGGACGCCAUCCCCGUCUACUACCGCGGAGGCCACAUCGUGCCCCGCCGCGAGCGCCCCCGCCGCAGCACCGCCGCGCAGGCCGCCGACCCGCUCACCCUGGUAGUGGCGCUGGACGAGCAGGGCGGCGCAGAGGGGGAGCUGUACAUGGACGACGGCCGCUCCUUCGCCUUCCAGCGGGGCGGCUACCUGCACCGCCGCUUCGUAUUCCGCAGCAUGAAGCUGGUCAGCAGCGCGCAGCAGGUGCCGGCGGGUGGGGUGCCCGAGGGCACUCUGACGCUGCCUGUCAGCAUCGAGCGGGUGGUGUUUCUGGGUCUGCCGCCCUCGCGGCGGGGCUACAAGGCGGUGGUGGGCGGCAGCAGGCAGGCGGUGCCGCUGGAGGCGGGGCCGCUGUCGCUGGUGGCGGCGCCGGGGGCGGAGGCGGCACUGGUGCUGCGGAAGCCGGAUCUGCCGGUGUCGCACGACUGGGAGGUGGAGAUUGUAGCGGUGUGAGGGGAGGAGGAGGAGGUGGUAGGUGUCAGGGUGCGUUGCAUGUGGUGGGAGGGGUUGAUGGAUGGGCGGUAUUGCGUCUUUCACAUCAGAGGUUAGGACGCGUUGGGUGGAUGUGCAGGUUGAUGGCGGAGAGAGCUUCAGGCAUGGCGCAUGGGAGGCAGUUGGGGCAUCUGGAGGGUAGAGAGGAGGCCGAGGGCAGACGGAUGGGGUAUUGGUGCUGGGGUGGUGGGGCAUCUUUUGCGCGCGCGUGCGUUGGCUUCUGGUGGUGGUGAUGCGGCACAGCAGUGUGGUGCUGCGGUGCCCCUGUUGGAAGGGGUACAGGAGGGUGGCGUGCUGACUGCUGAGGACCGUGAACGCGAUUACAAGCAAACCCAACUGUUGCAGUGGGGGGGGCCAGCUAUCGCACGCCACAAACACGUGGCGAGUCAACUUAGACACACAUGGUCAUUUAAACUCCCCACUAAACUCCGCUCAUGACGCCCCAGCAUUCCCCAGAGCCGUGCAC